Messenger RNA from Suillus subaureus, 321 nucleotides. RefSeq lists its product as uncharacterized. Gene Ontology annotation, molecular function: iron ion binding; oxidoreductase activity, acting on paired donors, with incorporation or reduction of molecular oxygen; monooxygenase activity. NCBI's taxonomy places the organism in Eukaryota, Fungi, Basidiomycota, Agaricomycetes, Boletales, Suillaceae. The record is from RefSeq and is a predicted model, not a curated record. The coding region runs from base 1 to 321 and encodes 106 amino acids. The transcript has 4 exons.
AUGUAUAUUCCAAAAGGCGCAAUCAUCACAUACAACACAUGGCGGUAUCCCGAUGUAUCUCGAUUUAUACCUGAGAGGUUCAUCGACGUUAAUGGUGCAUUGACAGAUGAUGACCCUGCACAGUGCGUUUUCGGCCUUGGCCGGCGGCAGUCUACAGGCGAUGCCUCUACGUGGUUUGCCAUUGUGGCCAUGUUGGCCACAUUGGAUACUUCUCCUGCCAAAGAUGAUCAAGGCAAAGUGAUCAGCUUCACUCCCACGUUUAUCGCGGGAGUGGUUCGGUACUUGAAGCUUACUCGUGUCAUUCUAUCCUCUCGUCACUAA